Sphaeramia orbicularis (orbiculate cardinalfish) is the source of this 3190-nucleotide messenger RNA. RefSeq names its product oocyte zinc finger protein XlCOF6-like. Bases 375 to 2174 code for a protein of 599 amino acids. Gene Ontology annotation, cellular component: nucleus. The record is from RefSeq and is a predicted model, not a curated record. Gene Ontology annotation, molecular function: DNA-binding transcription factor activity, RNA polymerase II-specific; RNA polymerase II cis-regulatory region sequence-specific DNA binding. Lineage: Eukaryota; Metazoa; Chordata; Actinopteri; Kurtiformes; Apogonidae. Gene Ontology annotation, biological process: regulation of transcription by RNA polymerase II. The transcript has a single exon.
CCAAGAUCCCCUGAUUCCAGCGAACAUGGAUGGAAGACCCACCUGUGACCAGUGUGGAAAGACUUUCAGCACAAUGAGUGGGCUGAAGAAGCACCAACGCAUCCACACUGGAGAAAAACCAUAUAAGUGUGACCAGUGUGGGAAGGGUCUGGCCUCAAAGAACAGGCUGGAAGAACACCUCCGCAUCCACACUGGAGAAAAACCAUUUAAGUGUGACCAGUGUGGGAUGGCUUUCAUCGCAGCACAAGGCUUAAAAAGGCACGAGUGCCCCUACAGCACAGAAAGACCAUACAUCUGUGACCAGUGUGGGAAUAAUUUUAUUAGUGCACGCGCAUUAAAAAGGCACCAACGCAUGCACCCUGGAGGAAAUCCAUAUGAGUGUGACCAGUGUGGGAAGGGUUUGGCCUCAAAGAUCGGGACUGGAGGAACACCUCCGCAUCCACACCGGAGAAAAACCAUUUAAGUGUGACCAGUGUGGGAGGGCUUUCACCAUAGCACAAGGCUUGAAAAGGCACGAGUGCAUCUACAACACAGAAAGACCGUACAUCUGUGACCAGUGUGGGAAGGCUUUCCCUUUGGAAGUGAAAUUAAAAAGGCAUCAACGCAUCCACACUGGAGAAAGACCGUACGACUGCAACCAGUGUGGGAAGAAGUAUCCUACAUCGCGUGAUUUACAACUGCACCAACGCAUCCACACCGGACAAAAACCAUUCAGCUGUGUCCAGUGUGGGAAGGCUUUCACCCAAAGGACUGGGCUUACGUUACAUCUACGCCGCCACACUGGAGAAAAACCAUAUGAUUGUCACCUGUGUGGGAGGGGUUUCGCCAGAAGUGAUGGGCUUCAAAUCCAUCUACGCACCCACACUGGAGAAAAACCAUAUAACUGCAUCCAGUGCAGCAAGAGUUUCACCAGUAAGAGUGCGCUUAGAGUCCACCAACGCAUCCACACCGGAAAAAGACCCUAUAACUGUGACCAGUGCGUGAAGGCUUUUUCCACUCUCACUAGGCUUAAAUACCACCAACGCAACCACACUGGAGAAAAACCAUAUGACUGUGACCAGUGCGGGAAGACUUUCACCAGUACAAGUGGGCUUAAACACCACCAACGUAUCCACACUGGAGAAAAACCAUAUGACUGCAUCCAGUGCGGGAAGAGUUUCAUCUGUAAGAGUGGGCUUAGAGUCCACCAACGCAGCCACACUGGAGAAAGACCGUACAAGUGCGACCAGUGCACGAAGGCUUUUUCCACUCUGACUAGGCUUAAAUACCACCAACGCAUCCACGCCAUAAAAAGACUGUAUAACUGUGACCAGUGCGCGAAGGGAUUUUCCACUCUGAUUAGGCUUAAAUACCACCAACACAACCACACUGGAGAAAAACCAUAUGUCUGCAUCUGGUGUGGGAAGAGUUUCAACUGUAGAAAUGGGCUUAAAUACCACCAACACAUCCACACUGGAGAAAAACCACAUGACUGCAUCCAGUGUGGGAAGAGUUUCAUCUGUAAGAGUGGGCUUAGAGUCCACCAACGCAGCCACACUGGAGAAAGACCAUAUAGCUAUGACGAGUGUGGAAAAACUUUUAUCAGAGAAGAGGGCUUAAAAAAUCACCAACACACCCACAGUGGGGAAAGACUGCAUAUCUGUGGCCAGUGUGGGAAGGCUUUCACCAGAAUGAAUGUGCUUAAACAACACCAACGCACCCACAGUAAAAAAAAAACAUACACCUGUGACCAGUGUGGGAAGACUUUCAGAUUGUGGAACAGUUUACGUUCUCACCAUGCCGUCCACCAGAAGAAGGUGAUGUUCCCCUGUGAUAGGUGUGGGAAGAUAUUCUGGUCAUCUUCCUCUUACAAGUGUCACCGACAGACCCGAAGGUGUCGAACAUUUGCACAAAAGAAAAUAACUGAGCAGUUGUCUGAUAGACAAACUGUAGAUAGUCAGAGUCAGAACACACCAGAACAGCUGGAUAGUUUUCAGGGUCCAAACAGAUCCCGGUCACCCUCUGCUCUGUCCAGUCAUCAGCACAGCUGUGAACCGUCACCGUCUGGACCAAACAGAACCUCAGCAUCAGAUGAGAAGAAGAACCACAGUGUGUCUGAACCAGUGGCACCGACUUCUGAGCAGAACAUCAGACUUCAGAACCUCCAGAUCAGGCUUCACAGGAUCCAGAUGUGAAGACCAACCCCAGACUGACAGCUGUGUUCUGUGUUCUUCAGAGUACAGAAGUGUGUUCUAAUGCACCACCUGCACACAACAGUGACAUCACAGAAGCUCUGCUCACCAUCAGGUGAACACUUUAACUAGUGGAGGUCAACCAGGACCUGGUUUCUAUGGUGAUACUACUUCUGAUUGACUCUGUGGACUUUAAUCAGUAACUGGUUGUUGUGAUUGUGUUGCCAGUCGGGGUUCCCACAGUUGGAUUUCCAUCAGUUAGAAACAACAUGAUGAACAGAAUAGAACUGAGACACAGUUGUAGGACAGAUCAUGUUAAAUGGAAGAUGAAUGUGUCACUUCGAAUCUUGCUUUAAAAUGUCAGGUGAACAUCAUACAUCAUGAACCAAAAUGGAAAAGAAGAAAUGAAAUAUUAUAAGUUGUUUUGAAAAUCUAAGUUGUUAUAUUCUAAUUUUUAUUUUAUGUGUAUUGAGCAGUGAAAGGUCAGGGUUGUUACCGGUUCGUUUGUGCUGAACUUGGAGAAAAGGUCAGAUUCUAAGAAAAAGAUCUUAUCCUGCAGCUUUGUGGUAGAAGCGAGCUGAGUUAAUCUUGAAUAUGAACUUAGGGACUUUCUGUGGUCAAGAAUUGCGCAAAUGUUAGAACUAGACGUACUUACGGAAACUCUUUGUGGUUGAACUAUGCAGUGUAAGCUAAACUGUUGGUGUAAAUGUCAAACCAAGGUGUGAUUAACUCAGGUGAACUUUCAAUGUCUUUUUUCUUACAAUUAGCUUACGUGGAGUUAUUGACGUAAGCUGUGGCAUGUUUUAACCCAGCAACAGCUGUCAAACCAAUCAUAUGUGAAUGUUGACUUUACGUAACCAAAUAUGGGGAUAACUAAAAGAUGGGAAGUCUUCCAAGUGACUGAAAAAUAUAAAAUGUAGUGAAGAAGAUUUUCAUGGGUCAGAGACGAAUACGGGAGGUCCUCGGGUUACGCGGUACUCGACCUACGCUAUUUCGACUUUACGACGCCUGAGUCUCGU